This is a messenger RNA of Platichthys flesus (European flounder), 1649 nucleotides long. RefSeq names its product ankyrin repeat domain 53 (gene ankrd53). The record is from RefSeq and is a predicted model, not a curated record. NCBI's taxonomy places the organism in Eukaryota, Metazoa, Chordata, Actinopteri, Pleuronectiformes, Pleuronectidae. The transcript is spliced from 6 exons. Gene Ontology annotation, biological process: mitotic metaphase chromosome alignment; regulation of mitotic spindle organization; regulation of mitotic cytokinesis. Gene Ontology annotation, cellular component: spindle pole. Bases 22 to 1095 code for a protein of 357 amino acids. Gene Ontology annotation, molecular function: protein binding.
GUUUGUGUUGCCACGGCAAACAUGGAACCUAACAAGAAACACGGAAAACCUCGCGGGAAAAGCAGGGAACUUCCCCGACGCUUCCCGCGGGACAGACGCUUGUACCCGGCUGCUGUUCCUGCCAGAGGCCGGUCACGGGAGCUGGAUCUCACUGACAGCUCACAGGGUCUGUCGGAGCUCCACAUGGCCUGCCUCUACGGCCAGCUGGCUACUCUCCAGCGCCUGGUGCGCUCCAUGCUGGACAGGCUGGACAACGGCGAUCCUCUGGGGCGCCGGCCCGUCCACCUGGUCAUGUCCUCCGCCAACUUUCACAACGCCGCCGCCUGUCUCAGAUGCCUCAUGGAGAACGAAGCCGACAUCCAUCUAACCACAGACUCGGGGCUGACGCCGCUGCACCUGGCCGCCGCAGAAGGCCUCAUGGACUGUGUGGAGAUCCUCGUGCAGGCCGAUGCGGAUGUGUUGGCCCAGGACGACUUGGGACACACAGCUCUGGAUCUGGCUCGCGUCUGGUCCCACAGAGACAUAGGAAGGUAUCUGAGAAGAUUCAUGUGGGAGGCAGAGAAGAAGAAAGAAAUGGAGGGGAUGAGUCAAGCUCGUGUUUUGUACAGGGACCUUGUUGCCAUGGCCAAACUGAAUGUGGUCGACAAAACGAGUCUUAUAGACAAGAAGAUGAAAGAGUGGGAGGCCUUGAAAGGCAUUCCCCACAUCAAGCCUGCCCCCCCCAAAGUCAUGGCGAGCAAGUACCACACAAAGUGCCUCUUGUCCAGUCAGGACGGGUCUUAUGUGGGGAGGCACGAGCUGAAGCUGGACGAUUCCAGGUCAGUGAUUGACCUCCGGGACGUUGUGACGCUGUGGAGGGACAGCAGUGGGAGAGGGCCGCCCCAGUACAACACCCGGUGGGACAGCACGCCUCGGGACGCCCCUGACCUGCCUUUGGCCGUCCUCAGGACCGUGUUGUUCCCCAGGGCGUUACCAUCCAGGAUCAACUCCCCUCAGGACUUCUACACGCGGGACAUCAAGUUGGUCCCGCGCAGACGACGCCCCCAGGGGUGGAGCACCUCAUGCUGGACGGAGGUGGCCAAGCACCUGGGUUAGAGCUGAAAGAGAUUCAAAUGGAUGUGUAUUCAUUUAGCUUCAGGUAGAAAGCGCCUUCACAGAUUGAACAUGUGUAUCACGUAGAGGUCUGACAGAGUCCUACAGGCAUAAAGAGAAGUAAAGAGCAGAAGUAUCUUCGUAAAAUAUCCAGCAAUCUCAUGACCUCAGCUCCGAGUGACAAAACUCAAAAAGCCACACUCUCCAGAAAGCAGGAUGAGCAGAGGACGAGAAAACCCUCAGUGAACUGGGUCACCUGUCACAGACGCACCCCUGCACUUUCCCUGAUCGCCCCCAGGGUAGUGACCAGGGAUCCAGGUGAGGGCUUGUCAACAGGGUGUGUGUGUGUGUGUGUCUGUGAGCUGUGGCCUGUCAAAUGAAGCAAGGUGUGUGUUUGUGUGUGUCGUGGUUUUGUCUUGUCCCUUUACUUCAUGAAGCACUUCACACCUCAGUGGGGGGUCAAAGUGCACACUUGCCUCAGCGUGGUGCACCCACUGUGACCGGGCCACAUGGGACUUGGGUAAUUUGAUGUCAUUCAAAUAAACAGUCUGACACAC